Mya arenaria is the source of this 2655-nucleotide messenger RNA. RefSeq lists its product as uncharacterized. The record is from RefSeq and is a predicted model, not a curated record. The transcript has 5 exons. Lineage: Eukaryota; Metazoa; Mollusca; Bivalvia; Myida; Myidae. The coding region runs from base 187 to 1035 and encodes 282 amino acids.
AUUUUUUUCAGAAGAUUAUGGUUUCAAGCAAUUAUAAAUUAAAUUUUGAAACACUUAAUAUUUGGAGGAUACAGUUUGAUAAACAUUUGCUUUUAUUACCGGGUAUACUGUUCAAGAAGGAUAAGUGCAGUUUCAUUCAAAUAAUACUACUUGAUAAGAAACAAGGACAAAUUACGCCGAAUAAGAAUGCAUACUCAAGUUGCCGGAAGUGUAGAGAGCACGAGAUCCAUUGAACGUACAAAGAGGUGUAUCCGUAUAACAGCAUGGGCCACACGAGUACUAGCUCUCCUCAGCAUUGCGUUUUGCAUCGUGUCGUUUGCUGUAGUCGGUGAAAUGGUGUUUGGACUCUGUUUGAUGGUUACAGCCAUCCUUAGUGUUGUGAGCACGUUAAACUUCAGCUGUUGCUGCUAUUCUGAUUGUUCAAGAAACACAAAGACUGAGCAAGUAAUGGGAUAUUGUGGCGUCUACGUGUGGAUGUUCAUGAGCAACAUAGGCUACAUCAUAAUUUUGGGGUACAUAUUGCUUCUUUGGGAAGUACCAAGACGCAACGACUAUUUUAACUACGAGUCCAAUACAAACGAGAGCAUGGCGUUAUUGUACACAAUAAUUGCAUUUUCCUUAAUCGACACGUUCUUCCUUUCGAUGUUAAACCUUUACUCGGUUUGCCUUGUCUACAAGUACGGUUGUUGCUUCAUGCAUGAGAUAGAUAGGUAUCACUCUGAGCAAGGUGUUGAAACGGCAGUCGUGAUGAAUCAACAUAUAACUAUUGUUGAGCGAGGUCUACCGGGUAACGGUUUGCAGUUCACAAAUGCUACAGUAGGUGCUCAGCAAACAUUUACCAACCCAGGGAUGCAGUACUCCAAAUACCAGCCAUAUCCUGCCGGACCUUAUUACUUGGCUGCACCUUCCCAUCAAGCUGUUGGUUUAGCAACUGACAUGGUGGGCGUGUCCGUUCAAUCAACACUGGCGGGAACGAGUGGACAGCCGAUCAGCCCUCCACCAUACACUGAAGCUACUCCAAAUGUGAAACUAUAGUGAUCAAAUAAUGAAGACCGUUUCUUGCCAAAAUACAUCGUCACAUCAGGCAAUAACAAUUAUAGAACUAAACGAUAAUCAUAUUUGUAAACAUCCCAAAGUGAAAUAUCAGUAAAUUUAACAACAUUACAAACCAAGCUAAUCCGAUCCUUUUGUUUCAAACAAUGUAAUGCCAAAUUUAUAAAUCUACAUUUUAAAUAAAAUAUCCAUGUAAAUAACCUUUUGGUGAAAUGUAUAAUUAUAUAUUUUUAAAACAUUUAUGUACUUGUGUGUAGCGCUGUAGUGUGAUAUUUCAAAGCUUUAUAGUGCUUAAGUUGCAUAUGUUGUCUUUAAAACCUGAUGUAUAUAUAUCUAAAAUAAUUAAAACGCCUCGGGUGCGAGUUGACCACAGGGUGAAAAACAUCAAAUGAAAACGUGGUGGGAUGCUUGUCAUUGUAUUUCUAUAAUUUCAGUAAUAUUUGUUGAAUGUCCCAUUUGUGACUCCUUAUUCUCGAACGUGUAACAAUCAUAUUUAAGUGGAUAUUUUUAGGAUAUAUAUUUGUAUUGCUGUUAUGUUAUCGACUUCUUGUUUUACUAAAACUUGUUUUUCUUUGUGAAUUUUACAUUUUACUGACCGUUCCAAGGCGGUACCUAACAAUUCUUGAUAAACAUACCAAUUAUAUAUAUAUACUUAGAAGUAUUUAUGCACUGUGGUAGAGUUGUGUGCUGUUCUAUGUUUCUUGUUUGUGAAUUUGUGUUCUAUGUCUUUGGCGUUGCCCAUUGCCACUAAACCGGGUUUAUGUUUAAACUUUUUGCUACUGAGCAUGUUUCUGUAGCUUUUUGCAUAUAUAUUGUUCGCUGAGUUGUUAUCUGAUAUGCUUGUUAGCAGAACGAUAAGGUACAAUAACAUCUAUUGAAUUUACCCUAGACACAAAUGUUAUACUCUGCUAGCCUAGCAAUGGCAUAGUUUACCAUACAAUACAUCUAAGAUAAAUAACAUACAUCAGUAUUAUGGAUAAAAAAUAAAAUGACGCAUGCGUGUUCUGUCUGGGUCGAUUGUAAGUUGUUUUUCUCACGUGCUGUGUCACUAAACCAGAUUUCUUGUUACAUUUUUGGCUGCAUGGUUUUUUCCGUUUUAAAAUUGUAUUCCAGUUGUUAUGCACGGUGGUUAUUAUCAAAUUAAAGAUUGUAAUACAAAGGUAAAUAGCAAAAAUACAUUGUUACAAACUACAUCCAUUUAAAUCCAAUACACGAGGUUUAAGUAAUUGCCAAAAAACACUAAAACAAUGUUCAAUACACGGACAUAAAAGGUGAAACAAACCAACUGAUUUUUUUUUAAAUUGUACAACAUGAAACCAACAGAUUCUUUCUAAUAGUAUGUAUUGUAUAAUUUGUGCCAGUUAUUUAACAUGAAUGCGAGUAUUUGUGUCCCGUUUUUGUCAACAUAUUUAUUUAUCUAGGUUUGAUCAUAUAUAAUUUGCUUUGUUUCCUUAUCUGUCAAAUGUGGUUUUCCAGCAUUGAAUGUACAUGUUUUGUUUUGUCAAUUCAGAAUAGAACAUUUAAGAUAUAUCUUAAAAAUAAUCAAUGAAAUAGACUCUACAAGGAAACAGUUUUAUAUUUUAAAAUAAAUUCUAAACAUCA